UUCUUCAUUCGUGAAUUUUGCAGUUAUAAUUUCGUCAUAUGCCCAAUGUCAAUAAAUGGCCAGAUUAAAAUAGUUGAAUUUUGAUAUUUGAAAUGCUUCUUUGUGUUCUGUUUGAUAGAGAUGAAGUGCUAUAAGUGUUAGGUUCAACAUUGGAUGACAUAUUUCAUAAAAAAUUGGAAAGCAGCCUAAUUGCUUAUCACCAUAUUAUUUACAUUGAAACAAUCAUAUCAUGUCUAUUGGUGUAAAGCCUAACGUGAAAUGGCAUUCUUGAAGGAGUGGAUGUUAACUCAUCUAAUAUUCUGGGUGACGACGUUUUGGCCAACAAAAUGGUAGGUGUUGAAAAUGAGAUAGUUGUGCCUACGGUUGGUAUGAAAUUUGCGGAUGAGACCGAAGUAUUCGAAUUUUACAAGAGAGAUGCUUAUCAUGUAGGAUUUCCUAUUAGAAAACGAACUACAAAGAGGGAAGAUGAUGAGAUAGUAAGGAGUAUGAGUUUUACCUGUAGUCGAGAAGGGCGACGAAAUCGUAACCAAAGUACUUCCUUGAAUCCUUUACCAACAAUCCAAACUGGGUGUAAAGCCAGAUUGAUUGUGUCCUCUGAUGCACAUGGAAUAUUUCGAAUAAACAUUGUGCAUUUAAAGCAUAACCAUAAAAUGAAUCCAUCUAAGUCUAGGUUGUACAGAUGUAAUAGGCAAGUUAGUGAACGUGUGAAAAGAAGGCUUGAGGUAAAUGACAUAGCAGGAAUACCAUUGCAUAAGAGCUUUAAUUCAACUGUAGUGGAGGCAGGUGGUUUUGAUAACAUGACAUGUGUUGAGAAAGACUGCAGAAACCUCAUCGAGAGAGUGCGAUGUUUAAGACUUUGGGAAGGGGAUGUCAUUGCAAUUCAAGCAUAUUUCUCGAAAAUGCAAACUCGUAGUCCUGGUUUUUUCUUUUGUAUGGACUUGGAUGAUGAUUGUCGAUUGAGAAAUGUGUUUUGGACAAAUAACAGAAGUCGUGAAGCGUAUAAGGAAUUUGGGGAUGUCGUUACGUUUGAUACCACAUACCUCACUAACAAGUAUGAUAUGCCUUUUGCUCCUUUCGUGGGGGUCAUUCACCAUGGGCAAUCAACUAUUCUUGGUUGUGGUUUGGUUUCAAAUGAAGAUACUAACACAUUUGUUUUGUUAUUUCGGACAUGGCUAGAAUGCAUGAAUGAUCAAGCUCCUAAUGGAAUACUUACAGAUCAAGAUCGAGCUAUGCAAAAUGCUAUUCAAAUUGUCUUCCCUAACACGAAGCAUAGAUGGUGCUUAUGGCAUAUACUAAAGAAGUUGUCGAAAAAGUUUGGCUCUCACAAAGCCAAAGGCUCAAUAUUACAUUAUACAUGCGUUAGUCUAUGACACAUUAAGUUGUGAAGAAUUUAAGAAAGGAUAGUUGAAUAUGCUUGAUCAUUUUGAAUUACGAGAUCAUGAUUGGUUGAGUGGACUCUAUAAAGAGAGAAGUCGUUGGGUACCAUGCUACCUGAACACUACAUUCUGGGUUGGUAUGUCAACCACACAAAGGAGUGAGAGCAUGAAUGCAUUUUUUGACGGCUAUGUGCAUUCGAAAACUUCUUUAAAGCUUUUUGUUGAGUAAUAUGAGCGGGCGUUGCGAAGUAAAGUGGAGAAGGAAUUUCAAGCUGAUUUUAGAUCAUUUUCACAAAUGAUUCCAUGUGCCACUAAGUACGAUAUGGAGAAACAAUUUCAAGAUGUGUGUACCUUAUCAAAAUUUAGAGAGUUCCAACAAGAAUUCACGAGGAAGGUAUACUGUGAAGUCUUAUCUACGACAGACUUUCUCGGGUAAACGAAGUACGAAGUACGUGAGGAUAUCAUUCUCAGUGAAGGAAUGAAGAAAAGAAUAUUUACAGUUCAUUUCCGUAGAGACAAUUGUGAGAUUGAUUGCAAUUGUCAUUUGUUUGAGUUUCGAGGCAUCAUUUGCAAACACUCAAUAUCGGUUUUAAUUUGGAAUGAUGUACAAUUGCUUUCGAAGAAGUAUGUCUUGCGAAGAUGGAGGUGAGAUGUUAGUAGACCAUACAUGCGGGUUCAAGCAACAUACGAUGGUUUGGUUUGUACAGUUGAACAAUUAAGGUAUGAGAGGUUGUGUCACGCUUUUACUAAGAUGGCAGAUUUGGUAGCGCGAAACGAAUAACAGUCUAAUCAUCUAUUAGGGUGGAUUGAAUUCCAAACAAACUAUUUUUUGCACGUGCCUGAAGCUCGGAAUGACGAAAGCUUACGAAAAGAAAGGGUGCCCCCCAAAAAAUUGCGCAAAAAAAGUCCGUUGGAGGCGAGUUCAAAAAAAUCAAAGGGUCGAAAAAAGGUUCCAACAAAUUCAACCCUUUUGAUUAAAUGUAGUAGAUCGGAAGAAAACGUCGCGAACACACAAAAUGAUGAUGAGGUCGAAGAUCACUGCAUCUUAUCUUCUCAAACACAUCAGUCUUUUAUACGCAAGAGAGCGUUGACGGUUUUGAACGUUUGCAAUCGGAUUCGUGAAUAUGGAAUGAGGUAGAAUGUAGUAUCGCUUUAUGGACGUAUUCUUUUUUUCCAAGAUGUAUAGCCUCUUUGUUUUAACCAUGGCCAUUUCAAAUUGGCCUAUUCUGUUGUUAUAUAACUAUUAGUAACAUGAGAUUGCAUUUUGACUUCAUCAAAAUUAUUGUUGUAACGUAAUAUCAUUCUCAUUUGAGCUGUU
Molecule: messenger RNA, 2694 nt
Organism: Olea europaea var. sylvestris
Lineage: Eukaryota; Viridiplantae; Streptophyta; Magnoliopsida; Lamiales; Oleaceae
Product: protein FAR1-RELATED SEQUENCE 5-like
Exons: 2
Coding region: 327-1370 (347 amino acids)
Source: RefSeq, a predicted model, not a curated record